Durotheca rogersii is the source of this 2976-nucleotide messenger RNA. Its product is annotated as Adaptor protein complex beta subunit. The transcript is spliced from 4 exons. Gene Ontology annotation, cellular component: membrane coat. Gene Ontology annotation, molecular function: clathrin binding. Lineage: Eukaryota; Fungi; Ascomycota; Sordariomycetes; Xylariales; Xylariaceae. Gene Ontology annotation, biological process: vesicle-mediated transport; intracellular protein transport. The record is from RefSeq and is a predicted model, not a curated record. Bases 42 to 2258 code for a protein of 738 amino acids.
CGAAUGCACCCGUGACGGCACCAUCCAGACACGACACCGACAUGUCGGCUGUGAGUCGCAUCCGCGGCGCUUUCGCCGCGCCGAGGAAGGGCGAGACAUUCGAGCUGCGGGCAGGCUUGGUGUCCCAGUAUGCCUGGGAGCGUAAGGAAUCCAUUCAGAAGACCAUCAUGGCCAUGACCCUGGGCAAAGAUGUGUCGCAGCUGUUCCCCGACGUCUUGAAGAACAUCGCCACCUCCGAUCUCGACCAGAAGAAGCUGGUCUACCUCUACCUAAUGAAUUACGCAAAGUCGCAUCCCGAUUUGUGCAUUCUCGCCGUCAACACCUUCGUCCAAGACUCGGAAGACCCGAACCCCCUUAUACGAGCGCUCGCCAUCCGGACAAUGGGCUGUAUUAGGGUGGACAAGAUGGUGGACUAUAUGGAGGAGCCCCUGCGGAAGACGUUACGAGACGAGUCACCCUACGUGCGGAAAACGGCGGCCAUCUGCGUCGCGAAACUGUUCGACCUGAACCCGACCAUGUGCAUAGAGAACGGCUUCCUGGAGACACUCCAGGAGAUGAUCGGGGACCCCAACCCCAUGGUCGUCGCCAACUCGGUGCAGGCACUGGCGGAAAUAUCCGAGACAGCACCGGAGACGAGAGCGUUGGUGAUAACACCGGCAACGCUCAAGAAAUUGCUGAUGGCGCUUAACGAGUGCACGGAGUGGGGCAGGGUGACGAUCCUUUCGACGUUGGCCGAUUAUCCGCCUCAGGAUGUCAAGGAGUCGGAGCAUAUUUGCGAAAGAGUAACGCCGCAGUUCCAACACGUGAACCCUAGUGUCGUGCUUGCUGCCGUCAAGGUCGUGUUCAUUCACAUGAAGCUCGUCAAUGCUGACCUCGUCCGGCAAUAUCUUAAGAAGAUGGCUCCUCCACUUGUCACCCUCAUCGCAUCCGCCCCCGAGGUCCAGUACGUCGCCUUGCGAAACAUCGACCUCCUUUUACAAGCCAAGCCCGACAUCCUGAGCAAAGAACUGAGGGUGUUCUUCUGCAAGUACAACGAUCCGCCCUAUGUCAAGCUUCAGAAACUUGAAAUUAUGGUGAGGAUAGCAAACGAGAAGAACUACGAGCAGUUACUGGCCGAACUCAAGGAGUACGCGUUGGAAGUAGACAUGGACUUUGUCCGAAGGGCCGUCAAGGCAAUUGGCCAGGUCGCGAUCAAAAUUGAGAGCUCGAGCGAGAAGUGCGUCAACGCGCUGUUGGAUCUGAUCGCUACCAAGGUCAACUACGUGGUUCAGGAAGUCAUCGUGGUGAUCAAGGAUAUCCUCCGAAAAUAUCCCGGCUACGAGGGGGUAAUCCCGACGCUCUGCAACCACAUCGACGAGUUGGAUGAGCCCAACGCAAGGGGCUCGCUGAUAUGGAUCGUGGGCGAAUACGCCGAGAAGAUCAAUAACGCGGACGAGAUAUUAGCAAGCUUUGUGGACGGGUUUAUGGAGGAAUUCACACAGACUCAGCUGCAAAUUCUAACAGCCGUGGUCAAGUUAUUCUUGAAAAAGCCGAGCAACAACCAAGGGCUCGUGCAGAAGGUUCUACAAGCGGCUACAGCGGAGAACGACAACCCGGAUAUCCGAGAUCGAGCCUAUGUCUACUGGCGGCUGUUGUCGGGAGAUCUUGAUAUCGCAAAGAGCAUCAUCCUCUCGCAAAAGCCGGCGAUUACAACCACAAUGACGAGCUUGCCCGCAGUUCUGCUGGAGCAGCUGCUCGGGGAACUGUCUACUCUGGCGUCAGUCUAUCACAAGCCACCGGAGUCCUUCGUAGGAAAAGGCCGUUUCGGUGCCGACGAGAUCCAACGAGCCGCCAUUCAAGAACAGAGACAGAACGCGGCCGAAAAUCCCAUUGCUGCUUCGGUUGCGGCUGCUGCCCAAAAUGGCACAUCGGCACAGAGCAACAUCGAGAACCUCCUCGAUAUCGACUUCGACGGUGCCGCACCCGCAUCACACGAACAGGGCUCGGCAGCAGGUACGCCCGACCGAGUAGGAAGUCCGGCCGCCGGGGCCGGGCCGUCGGGUGGAUUGGCGGACAUGAUGGGUCUCUUCGAUGCGCCGCCCGCCCAAAGCAGCUUUGCAGGCGCCAGCGGCGGCGGCGGCGUAAACGAUAUUAUGAAUGGAUUUGGGGGGCUGGACUUGAGCGGGUCGAGUCAGCCUCCGCCCGCCUCGGUACAACUGGGCCACGGAAGCACAGAGCAGAAGAAGGGUGGGAGCGAAGAUUUGCUGGGGCUCUUCUAGGCCUUUAGGCGAGGCCAUACUAGCCUCAGACGAACGAACUUGAGGAAGAAUCCCUCGGCGAUCGACUCGGGGAGUAAAGGUGACUUUAUCGAGUCUACGGCUAUAGAGCAUACUCACAAGCUGUACUCGUGUCUAUACACGCGACGGGGAGAGGAAGGGGAGGGGAAAUGGGAAUCGAGAAACAAUCAGACUCCUUACCCCUUACCCCCUUCCAUUCAAAAGGGAUUGUGUGGACGUGUGCUGAAGAGAGGCACAUAUCGACAGGGCGACGACGAUGUACGGAGAGGAAGCCUUGCUAGCCUACGUAACCUAGUUCAGAAGAGCAGGGGAAAUGGGGACGCAAAGAUGUGCAAUUCGCAUUUCCCGGCCCCGCCCCCCUUCCUGACCGUCCGAAGUUCCGCGUCCUAUAUCCCCUCGCCUGAGCGUGCCCGCCCGCCCGCCUGCCGUAGACGCCCGUUUAUACCGUUAAAUUGCCUAGUUCCUUUGCUCUGCACCCUUCUCUUAAACGCGCAACCUGCCGCGCCGGCGAAUGCGCUUAUUCCUUUCCUUCCACCCCUCUUAGCAUACUCGUAGGAGGCAUCCGCGUCUAUCCACGUGCUCGCCCACCCCUUCCCCGACCGUCGCAGGUCCUCGCGCGGCUCCCCUGAUCCUGUCUCAGCUCUGGGCCGGGGCCGGGGCCGGGGCCGGGGCGCUCUGCUCGGCGGGCGCCGCGGCGCUG